Messenger RNA from Fragaria vesca subsp. vesca, 2784 nucleotides. Its product is annotated as isoamylase 3, chloroplastic-like. Gene Ontology annotation, biological process: carbohydrate metabolic process. The transcript is spliced from 26 exons. The record is from RefSeq and is a predicted model, not a curated record. NCBI's taxonomy places the organism in Eukaryota, Viridiplantae, Streptophyta, Magnoliopsida, Rosales, Rosaceae. Gene Ontology annotation, molecular function: hydrolase activity, hydrolyzing O-glycosyl compounds. The coding region runs from base 166 to 2559 and encodes 797 amino acids.
UCAAUCGCAAAGCUUCUUCCUUUUCUCUAAAAUCCGGUACCCUUUUGCCUCAAUCGUACUCUAAUCCCAGGCAUUGGGAAACUGCCCCAUUUCUAAACAAAGAAAAAUCGAAGCUUUUGGCUCCCAAUCUCCAUGGUUGAGUCGUAAAGGGCACUCUCUUCUUUUAUGAAACUCUGCCAUCAUCAGAAUCAUAGUAGCAAUCGCGAAAGGUCUAAGAUGCUUCUACGUACUACCCCACAUUUGUACGAUUCAAAUGUCUCGAGGUUCCCGCUAUUUGGUUCAGCAUCACCGAUUUCAACUCAGGCUGGUGUUUCGUCGUGUGUUGUUGCUUCCCCUGUUCUUGAUACUGGGUUGAAGUUGAGUAAACAAGCGACGGGGAGCAGUCAGCAAGGGCUUGUGAGAAAGACCCGGGAUCAUGUCAAGCAUAGCACGGCUAAUGCUUACGGUCAGGGUGCUCCAGGAAGUGUGCUAGAGGAAGAAGCGCAACUGCCAGAAACCAGCCAGCCAUGGGAAACUUCUCCAGGUCAGGCUUCUCCGCUCGGUGUAUCAGAAGUUGAUCGUGGGGUCAAUUUUGCCAUUUUCUCACAGCACGCAACCGCUGUCACUCUCUGCAUUAAAGUUGCAGAUAGGGGACAGUUUGGAGGGCCAGAUGGUGGAAUGACUGAGCUGGCUCUGGAUCCUAAUGAGAACAAGACAGGUGACAUUUGGCACAUAUGUAUAAAGGAUUUUCCCCGAAGCAAUGUCCUUUAUGGUUACCGUAUUGAUGGGCCUCAUGGUUGGGAUCAAGGGCAUCGGUUUGACAGCAGCAUUGUACUAAUAGAUCCUUAUGCGAAGCUAGUUGAAGGUCGACGCUGUUUUGGAGAUUCCAGAGAAAAGUUAUCUGGAUUCCUUGGAACUUACGAUUUUGAUAGCUCACCUUUUGAUUGGGGAGACAACUACAAGCUUCCAAAUAUUCCUGAGAAUGAUCUUGUUAUAUAUGAAAUGAAUGUUCGUGCAUUUACAGCUGAUGAAUCCAGUGGUCUGGAUCCAAAUGUUCGUGGUAGCUACCGUGGUCUGAUUGAUAAGAUUCCACACCUUCUAGAGCUCGGCAUCAAUGCUGUAGAGUUGCUGCCUGUCUUUGAAUUUGAUGAAUUUGAGUUUCAAAGGCGUUCAAACCCUAGAGAUCACAUGAUUAAUACAUGGGGUUACUCAACAAUAAACUUCUUUGCGCCUAUGAGCCGUUAUGCGAGUGCUGGUGGAGGACCCCUUAAAGCUUCCCAUGAAAUUAAAGAAAUGGUUAAAGCCUUGCAUGGUGCUGGGAUUGAGGUCAUUUUGGAUGUUGUCUAUAACCAUACAAAUGAAGCUGAUGACGCAUACCCUUAUACCACUUCAUUUCGUGGCAUAGAUAAUAAGGUUUAUUACAUGCUGGACCCAAACAACAAUGGCCAAUUACUGAACUUCUCGGGCUGUGGGAACACAUUAAACUGUAACCAUCCUGUUGUUAUGGAGCUCGUUCUUGAGAGCUUAAGACACUGGGUGACUGAAUAUCAUGUGGAUGGAUUUAGAUUUGACCUUGCUAGUGUUCUUUGUCGGGGAACAAAUGGAGCUCCACUUGAUGCCCCGCCAGUAAUCAGGGCUAUCGCAAAAGAUGCCAUUCUAUCAAGAUGUAAAAUUAUUUCUGAGCCUUGGGAUUGUGGAGGCCUUUAUCUUGUUGGAAGAUUUCCAAACUGGGACAGGUGGGCCGAAUGGAAUGGAAUGUAUCGUGAUGACUUGAGGAGAUUUAUAAAGGGGGAUUCGGGUAUGAAAGGAAGUUUUGCAACUCGUGUUUCUGGAUCUGCUGACCUUUACAAAACCAAUAAGCGCAAGCCUUAUCACAGUAUUAAUUUUAUCAUUGCGCAUGAUGGGUUCACACUAUAUGAUCUCGUUUCAUACAAUUUCAAGCACAAUGAUGCUAAUGGAGAAGGAGGAAAUGAUGGAAACAAUGAUAAUCUGAGCUGGAAUUGUGGUUAUGAAGGAGAAACUGAUGAUUCUACUAUUAAAGCUAUACGCUCUCGGCAAAUGAAAAACUUUCAUCUGGCAUUAAUGAUCUCUCAGGGAACACCAAUGAUGCUGAUGGGAGAUGAAUAUGGGCAUACUAGAUAUGGAAAUAACAACAGUUAUGGACACGAUACUGCUAUUAACCAUUUCCAGUGGGGACAGUUGGAAUCACGGAAGAAUAAUCACUUCAGGUUUUUCAAGGAGGUGAUAAACUAUCGAAAAACACAUCAUGUGUUUGGUCGUGAUACAUUUCUUGAGAAAAGUGAUGUGACAUGGCAUGAAGGCAACUGGGACAACUAUGAGAGCAAGUUUCUUGCAUUUACGUUUCAUGACAAUAAUGGAGGAGACAUCUAUAUAGCGUUCAAUGCUCAUGAUUAUUUUAUUGAAGUUCCAAUCCCCGCGCCACCAGGAACGAGGAAGUGGUUUCGUGUGGUCGACACUAAUCUUGAGUCUCCCAAUGACUGUGUGCUUGAUGGUGUCCCAGGCAUUGGAGGCACUUACAACAUGGCUCCUUACUCAUCAAUUCUUCUUGAAGCAAAAUGAUCACACGGCUACAAAGCUUCUUGCCAUUCAGAACUUCAGAUCGUCAAUAAGGAACUGUCGGCCUCCGCCUUGUAUAUGCAGAGAGAGGGAGCUAUUGCUUGUAAUUACUGUUAAUAAUCACAUAAUCGAUCAUGUGGAUGAUAUAUAGCAUCUACAGAUACUGCAAUAAUGCCAGAGGCAUGAAAAGUGAACUUCAACUACAAAAUGUUGUAUAACAGUAUAUCG